Ilex paraguariensis (yerba mate) is the source of this 1089-nucleotide messenger RNA. Lineage: Eukaryota; Viridiplantae; Streptophyta; Magnoliopsida; Aquifoliales; Aquifoliaceae. The record is from the annotation of a GenBank genome assembly.
AUGGACAUCCUCACUCUCUUCUGCACCGCCUCCCUCCUCUUCGGCGGCCUCUACUGGUUCGUCUGCGUCCUUGGCUCCGCCGAACAAAAGGGCAAGCACGCCGUUCACCUCUCCGGCGGCUCAAUCUCUCACGAGAAGGUCCAAGACAAUUACAAUCAGUACUGGUCCUUCUUUCGCAGUCCCAAAGAAAUCGAGACCGCCGAGAAAGUCCCGGCCUUCGUCGACACAUUCUACAAUCUCGUUACCGAUAUUUACGAGUGGGGUUGGGGCCAAUCAUUCCACUUCUCCCCAUCAAUCCCUGGCAAAUCUCACCGCGAUGCAACACGAAUCCAUGAAGAAAUGGCCGUAGAUCUUCUAAAUAUCAAGCCCGGUGCGCGCAUUCUCGAUGCUGGUUGUGGCGUUGGUGGUCCGAUGCGCGCAAUUGCUGCGCAUUCGGGGGCAAAUGUAGUUGGCAUCACCAUCAAUGAGUACCAAGUAAAUCGGGCUCGUACGCACAACAAGAAAGCCGGUCUUGAUUCCCAAUGUGAAGUUGUGUGUGGCAAUUUUAUCCAAAUGCCAUUCGCCGACUGUAGCUUCGAUGGAGCUUACUCAAUCGAAGCCACCUGUCACGCUCCAAAGCUGGAAGAGGUGUAUGCUGAAAUCUAUAGGGUUUUGAAGCCUGGAUCUAUGUAUGUUUCCUACGAAUGGGUUACCACGGAAUUGUAUAAUGCUGAUGAUCCUGAGGAUGUUGAGGUUAUUCAGGGGAUUGAACGAGGUGAUGCAUUGCCUGGGUUGAGAAGUUACAAAGAUAUUGCUGAGGUUGCUAGGAAAGUAGGGUUUGAGGUGGUGAAGGAAAAAGAUUUGGCGAAGCCACCGGCACAGCCAUGGUGGACAAGGCUGAAGAUGGGGAGGAUUGCUUAUUGGAGGAACCACAUUUUGGUCACGGUGCUGGCAUGGUUGGGGAUUGCGCCGAAAGGGGUUGUGGAUGUCCACGAAAUGCUUUUUGUGACGGCGGAUUAUCUAACUAGAGGCGGUGACACCGGGAUUUUCACUCCUAUGCACAUGAUUCUUUGCAGAAAGCCCGAAAAGAAGUCUUCGGCUGCGGAUUAG